Messenger RNA from Vollenhovia emeryi, 845 nucleotides. RefSeq names its product 60S ribosomal protein L15 (gene RpL15). The record is from RefSeq and is a predicted model, not a curated record. Gene Ontology annotation, cellular component: ribosome; cytosolic large ribosomal subunit. Lineage: Eukaryota; Metazoa; Arthropoda; Insecta; Hymenoptera; Formicidae. The coding region runs from base 109 to 723 and encodes 204 amino acids. Gene Ontology annotation, biological process: cytoplasmic translation. The transcript is spliced from 5 exons. Gene Ontology annotation, molecular function: RNA binding; structural constituent of ribosome.
GGCUUCUCUCUGCCGCGAAGGACGCGCCAUCUUGUAGAGCGGCCAUCAUGCGAAAGCCGGAAUAGCCGGAUUCCUUCCUUCUGUUCCAACUCGCGUGGGGGACUCGCGAUGGGCGCGUACAAGUAUAUGCAGGAGCUGUAUCGCAAGAAGCAGAGCGAUGUGCUCCGCUUCUUGCUGCGCGUCAGAUGCUGGCAGUACCGCCAGUUGACCAAGAUGCACCGUGCGCCUAGGCCGUCCAGACCAGACAAGGCCCGUCGUUUGGGCUACAAGGCCAAGCAAGGCUUUGUUGUCUUCAGAAUCCGCGUACGCCGCGGUGGACGCAAGCGUCCGGUCCCUAAGGGCGCGACCUACGGCAAGCCCAAGAGCCACGGUGUCAACCAGUUGAAACCGACUAGGAAGCUGCAGUCAGUCGCCGAGGAGCGCGUCGGCCGUCGUUGCGGUGGACUGCGAGUGCUCAACAGUUACUGGGUAGCCCAGGACUCUUCGUACAAAUACUAUGAAGUGAUUCUGGUCGACCCUGCCCACAAGGCAAUCCGCAACGAUCCUAAAGUAAAUUGGAUAUGCAACGCGGUGCAAAAGCACCGUGAGCUCCGUGGCAAGACCUCCGCCGGCAGAAGCUCUCGCGGUUUAGGUAAAGGACAUCGCUAUUCGCAAACGAUCGGUGGCUCGCGCAGCGCGGCCUGGAAGAGACGAAACACGCUUUCUCUCCGUAGGAAGCGAUAAUUAUUUUGUUUGUAACCUCCGCGACGCAAGAUACAUCAUUUUAUUGCUGCGCGUUACGUUGUAUCAAUAUCGUGGCGUAUCCUGUAUAAAAAAUAAAUAUCUCUUUCCUAAAGCUCGGAAAA